UCGUUCACUGCAGCAGAGUCUCGGUCUACGAAUAGCAAGCUGUUCUGAAGCAGACCACAUUCCCAGCCUUGAUUCAGAACCAUGUCGCUGGUAGAGACCAUCAGGCAAUGGGAUGAAGGGGUGGCUGCGGCAGACAAGAAGGACUGGCCAGCAGCCCUCCAACUUUUCUCUGAGAUACAGGAGCCCAACUCCAAAAUUUACUUUAACAUUGGCUGCCUGUGCUUGAUAAAUGGAGACCUAAACGCGACUGAAAAGGCCUUUGACAACAGCAUAUGCAAGGACGAACAUUUAGCUGUUGCCUUUUUCCAGAGGGGCAUAACGUUUUACAAAAAACAAAAAUACGAGGAGGCACUAAGGGAUUUUCAGAAAACCUUCCAUGAACUUCGGGGGAACCAGCUGAUAGACUACAAGUUGCUUGGUCUGUGGUACAAACUAUAUGCCUGUGAGGUCCUGCACAAUGUGGCUCUGGCUCAUGCACAGCUGAAUGAAUGGGAGAAGGCUGAGGAGAACCUGCUGAAGGCAUUAAACCUGAAGACUGAGGCCAAGCACAGCCACAUUGAUCGGGCACUGGGAUCCAUUUUGAAACAUAAGCUGUUUGAUCUGGUGGAACUGCCCAUGGGUGAGCUGUUUAGACCAAACAAACACCACGUGGCUCAGCUGGAGAAGAAGGACUACCUGGGCAAGGCCAAGGUACUGGCUUCAGUAGUCCAUCAAGAUGCAUUCUCAGGAUUUGCACCUCUUCAACCACAAGUUCAAUCAGUCCCUCCCAGACCCAAAACACCAGAAAUACUAAGAGCGCUGGAAGGGGAGCCUCAUCGCGUAUGCUAUGAGUUCUUCCCUGAAACAGCAAAGGAGCUGUCACUGCUGCCAGGAAACAUUGUCUUUGUGCUGCAGAAAGGGGCUGACAACUGGGCUACCGUGAUCUUUAACGGGAAGAAAGGACUGGUUCCCUACAAUUACUUGGAGCCUGUGGAACUGACACUAAGAUCAAAGAAAGAACAGGAAACUGAUCAGAGUGAAGAUAUCCCAAAGCCACCAAAAGAUGAACCACCAGAAAGACCAGCAGUUUUGGACUGCUCAACGCUAAAUGCAAAGGACACUGAAGACUCAAGCGCCAAGGAGGGAGAACAGGAGGAAUUAAAAACCUGCAUUAUUAAAGUGCAUUUUACAUAUACAGUGACCAUUCGAGUGAAGAGAGGACUCUCAUACAGUGACCUCCUAGAGCAGGUUUGCAAGAAACUGCAACAUCACCCCAGAGGAAUAACCCUGAGAUACAAGAAAAACGGCACCAGUGAAAAAGUGUGCCUGUAUGAAUCCGAAAUGGAGAUUGCUUGGAGCCAAGCCGAAAAGGGACGUCUUACUCUUUGGUGUGAGUUAACAGAAAACAAUGAAAAGUUGCCAAAAGAAGAUCUCACCCAAUUAGUUGCUCUUCAUUGCUAUAAGGCCACACAACCAGAGGAUCUGGAGUUCCAAGAAGGGGACAUUAUCACUCUCCUGUCUAAAGUAAAUGAAGAAUGGUUCGAAGGACAGUGUAAAGAAAAAGUGGGCAUCUUCCCAGCUGCAUUUGUUGAAGAAUACAUUAAAUGAAUACAGAAUAAUCUGAAACUGCUCAAGUUCCCCCACAAAAGGACUGUUCCUUUGCAUCUGUCUCCCACAAGUGAUAUCUUUCUCCAUAUCCUAUUACAGACUGAAACUUAUAAUAUUGUACUCCAAUCCAUUAUUAACAAUCAAUGUAUUAUCUUUGGUGAUGCUUUGUGUACUCCAUGUACUUCUUUAUUACUAUACUAUUUAAUGAGAAAUAAAUACAUAUUACGUUAAUCAUUUUGUUCUCAAAUGAAAAAUAAAAUACAUGGAUUUGAUCCACUGUUACUCAUA
Messenger RNA from Acipenser ruthenus (sterlet), 1875 nucleotides. RefSeq names its product neutrophil cytosol factor 2-like. The record is from RefSeq and is a predicted model, not a curated record. Bases 82 to 1587 code for a protein of 501 amino acids. NCBI's taxonomy places the organism in Eukaryota, Metazoa, Chordata, Actinopteri, Acipenseriformes, Acipenseridae. The transcript is spliced from 15 exons. Gene Ontology annotation, cellular component: NADPH oxidase complex. Gene Ontology annotation, biological process: superoxide anion generation; phagocytosis; respiratory burst. Gene Ontology annotation, molecular function: protein binding; superoxide-generating NADPH oxidase activator activity.